Molecule: messenger RNA, 3907 nt
Organism: Cuscuta campestris
Lineage: Eukaryota; Viridiplantae; Streptophyta; Magnoliopsida; Solanales; Convolvulaceae
Source: the annotation of a GenBank genome assembly
UUUAUAUAUAUCUGUGUGUGUCAUAAUGACUUCUCACUCAAGAUCUGAUCUCUGCGGCUAGGUCUCCGCCGACCGCCAUGGCGGUCCGGCGACCAUCAUCCAACAAUGUCCAGCCCCCUUCCACAACGCACUUUCAGCGAAAUUGCAGAAGCAGGAGACUACAAACCAGCGUGCAAAUUUAAAGGCCAACCAGCCAUCUCCUUCACAGACGCGGAUGUGAGUGCGCUCUCAGCCAGAUUCUCUCGAACAAUUGUUGGGCGCUUCAUCAAAGGGAGACCAAGCCUUAUCUCAACCAGAAAGGCUUUUGAACGGAUUGCCUUUGAAAGCAAUUUCUCUGUAAGUCUAUUGGAUGAUUGCCAUAUUUUGAUCAAUUUCGAAUCUGAAAAGGAUUUCCUGAGAUGCUUGUUGCGAAAAUACUGGAAGAUAAAUGGGUUCACUUUGAAAGUUUUCCGAUGGACUCAUGAUUUCGACCCUAACGCCGAUUCCCCACUAAUCCCAGUUUGGGUAGGCCUUGAAGGCUUGCCUAUUCAUCUAUUUGAUUCUCUUGCUUUAUAUUCAAUUGGGAAUUUGCUUGGUAAACCUCUAAAAACUGAUUCAGCAACUGCAACUCUUUCGAGGCCCUCUAUUGCCCGAAUCUGUGUUGAGAUAGAUACCAGCAAAGAACUGCCUCGCUGUGUUUGGAUUCACCUGAGAGAACUCACUUUCCUACAACCAGUAACCUAUGAAGAUCUUCCAGACUAUUGCCCCUCUUGCAAAUGUUUUGGCCACAAAAACUGUAAGAGAAAGAAUGAGACCUCUAGAUGGGUUAAAAAUGAAAGGAGUACUAGAACUGGGAAUACAACAAUUGCUGUAGCUGUUUCCAAGCCUGGAGUGACCCAAACAACAAAAGAGGUUGUUUUGCAAACCAACCAGGGAGGCGCACGUGAUGAGGAUGCAACCGGGUCUGCUUCCGCUGCUGAAGAAACAGACUCAAAGUCUAAUGGGGCUGCUCCUCCAAGAGUUGAGGCCAUGGCAACUAAUUUAGCCCUAGCUAAUGUGAAGGACUCUAUAGCUCUUGAGCCGCCUUCAAUUUCUGCUGCUUUUGAAAUAACCCCCCCUGACAGCUUCCCAGAAACCAGCCUAAGGUCUGAUUCAGACCCUAUUGUUUGUGAAGACACAGAUUUUAAUGAGAAAGAUUCUGAUGCAAUUCUUUCUAAGAGUUGUACUGCAGCCUAUCACAACGCUAAGAUAGCUUCUGAUGUUUGUGAAGUAAUUCCUACUAUCAAUUGUCCAGCAGCUUGUGGUAAUAGUGAGGUAAUAUUGGUGUCUCCUACCAAUGUCCAAGAUGAUACCCUUAUACUGGAACCCAAAUCUCCUUUACUUUAUAAUAAUGAACUCAGUCGCGGUGCACACAAUCUGUCUUCUGAGGCAGCAUUGGAAGGCACACAGACUGUUGACACUGAUAUUAAUGAAGAGUACAAUCCUGGUCCUUCUCAAAUCAACCUAAUUGAAUUUCCAGUCCUCACAAAAGAACUGUUGGAAGCUACUAGUGGUGCACACACUCUUUCACAUGAGAAAGAGAUGGAAGGCACACUAAGUCUUUCAUCUGCAGGAAAUGAUGAGAUACCUUCUGAUCCUUUGGAAAAAAAACUCUCCUCCUCUGUUGACUAACGAUGCAGGUAUCAACCCAUCAACAAUAGGACCGGUCCUUCAGUCCUUUGAGAUCGACGGACAACAAUAUGAAAUUAGGUCCUACAUUGAAGAAGGGGAGACAUCACAUCAAAGGGAGGAAACCAAUGACUUUCAAGAUGUCCAAAAUAGACGUACCAAAAAAGCAGGCAAGAGGCCAAAUGCACCAAGAACAAUCAAAACUAGAAGCUACGACCCAAACCUCGAAGUCGGGACGGUUAGUGAGAUCACCAGAUACUGGCCUAGCCGAAAAUCAACAACUUUGGAAAAAAUUAUCACUACCGAAAGUUACUCCAGGCCCUUUUGGUAUGUCGGUCCCGUCGGUCCUAUUGGAACUGAUGGGAAGAGACCAAAGAAAGUAAUGCCUAGAAACCUUUCCCUUGAUCAGCAUCCCGGCUUUAUAAUCUGGGAGUGAUCACUUUUUCACUCAUGUUUCUUUCCCUUUCAGUUUUCCUUUAUUUCAUGCAGUUUCAGAGGGGCUUUCGUCUAGUCCUCCCCUCCGUGUACUUUUUUCCUUCUCUUUUUCCUUUUUUCUUAAUAAAAAAUUAUCCUUUCUAUAUAUAUAUAUAUAUAUAUAUAUAUAUAUAUAUAUGUUCUGGUGAGAAUGCGAUCUUAAUAAGACAAUUUAUUUUUUUACUUUAUGUGAGGAGGAUGAUAUUGUUCCUGCAUUGAUUUAAAAACUCAUAGUUUCAUUCAGUAAUAACGCCUAUUGGUAAUGGCUUUCAAUAAUGAUAACUGUUUUUAAAAUUAUUCAGAUGAAAACACUCAUAGUUUCAUUCAGUAAUAACGCCUAUUGGUAAUGGCUUUCAAUAAUGAUAACUGUUUUUAAAAUUAUUCAGAUGAAUGAAUGUUUAAUUUUACAUAUAUCUUGACACUUUUUAAUAACAAACAAAAGAUGGCCAAUGCGUCUCACAGGCAGAAAAAUGUGUUGAAAAGAGAAUGCACAAGGAGAAGCUAGAGACAAAAACUUUUCCAGUAUCAUGGCAAGGUACACAUUUUUUCUUACAAAUAAAUCAUUUUGAAGGGUGUAUUUGUUAUACCUGGCAUGUUUCUGUUUUUGAUGAACUUUUAGAGUAAUGUGGAGUAUGUGUUAUAAACACCUAAUAAAAAGAGUAGCAAUAGCUGGGUGAGGUUUAUGAAUGUGACCAAAUGGCGAAAUCAGUAGAAACAAACAACUACUUCAUAAUGACAUACAUUCAUAUAACCUUCCCCCAACCUAAUUGAGUUCAAGAAUCAUUAGCUGUGACCCAUAACCCUAUUAUAGUAAUUGUGCACAUAACAUUUCUUGGACUAGACUUUAAUUGGCUACAUCUUAUCUCGAUGCAAGGAUUGAGAUGGCUACAAGCCACUUUGAUAUGAAAAGUUGUUUCCCUUGGCUUUGUAUCAAAAUCUUUAAAUUCUGCAUGGAUAUUAUCUCAAUUCAAGGAGUAGCAUUGGAUACAUAGUGUGCAUAAGCAUUUCUAAUUUCUUUGAUACAACUAGAGCUUCAGCUUCCCAGCGAGUUACCUCUGGGGCAUAAGCGUUGCUAAUUUCCUUGACCUUGGAAAAUAAGGCAGGGAGUAUCUCUAUUGUGAAACAAAGAGAAUGGAGCAAAAUUGAUUUUACUUGGUGGUGGCUAGGUCAGUAUUCCAAGCCAAAACCCCACCUCCUUCACCGUUACAUCUAAAAAUAUCUCCAGUAUGGCGGUGUGAAUCUUCAACGAGGGCUGUUAUUUAGACUAAUAGAGCAACUGUUACUUCCGUCCGGCGUGUGGGCUAGAAAGGAACUACUUCUCAAGUCUUGACUGCACAUCACUUGAAAAGGUGAAUGAUGCUGUUAAGCACUAUUGUAGCUGAAAAAUGGAGCAACCAGCUAACCUAUUAGUUGGUGCUGUUUUAUAUGUUUACUCCUGGAUAGCUUCAACUUGCUAGAGUUGAGUGCCGAGAAGUUUGAACCAGAUUGAGGAUGGAUGCCUAUGGAUGGAAAUCUUUUUUAUGGCUAUUCUACACAGCUAGCGCAUCCAGUUUACCAACACUAUUUUUUGCAUCCUAAUUAUAUUUUGAUAACGGAUAUAUUUAACCAUUUUUGGUUUAUAUUGUAUUUAUGAACAGUUUUUAAACUUGCUCAUGUACUCGAUCGAGUGAUAUUCCAAACACCUUGCAUGUUCUAUUAUGCGUAAUCCAUUAUUUUAUACACUUUUAUCUCAUCUUUCAAUAUAGAGUACAAAAAAAAAAUCUUCAAAUAAAAGAAUUUACGGGUA